This is a messenger RNA of Sphaeroforma arctica JP610, 151 nucleotides long. RefSeq lists its product as hypothetical. The transcript has a single exon. Lineage: Eukaryota; Ichthyosporea; Ichthyophonida. The record is from RefSeq and is a predicted model, not a curated record. The annotation marks the transcript as partial.
AUGGACUACGUGCUUCUGCAUUCGACAUCGGCUGCUCUCUUCGAAACCCAGCGGUACGAGGAUGUGAUUGCGUUGCACCGACUGAUUGUGCCGUCUGCACCAGCUGACGCCAUUGCUGAUCAACUUCACUACCUCACGGCCGCGUCUUAUG